CAUACGACGUUUGUCGUGAGUUCGCACAAAAUGGCGGAGAGGGAAUUGGAUAUUGAGCUAUUCAUUGAAGAAAUUAAGAAAUAUCCAGAAAUAUGGAAUGUGGGUGAUGAAAAUUACCAUGAUAGGACAAAGAAGAGAGCAGCAUGGACAACUAUCUGUUGUUUGUUCAGCGAUGAUUUUGAACAGAAGGAUGACAGGGAUAGAAACGAAAUUUGCAACAAAUUGAUUAAAAAGUGGAGGAAUAUAAGAGACAGUUAUUCCAGAAAUACAAAAAGAAGCACCAAGUCUGGACAGGCAGCUGACGUAAACAAAAAAUAUAUUUAUGCUAGGCAGUUAUCCUUCCUUGGAUCUAGUGGGGCCUCAACUGAAACCCAGUCUAGCUUAGCCCAAGAAGAUGAAAAUCAAUGUGAAGAAACGGUGGAAUCAGAGGGGUCAGAUCGUCCAAAAUACGAUCAAAGGAGUUCACUGAAACGUAAAAGAAACGUGGAGUCCGCGUUGAUAGAUUUCAUGACGAAGCCUAUGCCUACGCCACCUCCAGUUUCAGAACCUGAUCCGGACAGAUCGUUUUUCGAAAGUGUUCUUCCUUCAAUCAGAAAAUUUGACGAGGACCAAAAAAUUCAAUUUCGCUGUGAGGUAUUAAAAAUAAUCCAACGAAUGAGGAACAUACAUCAACCCAAUUUUCCAUCUCACACGUAUCCACCUAACCCUUAUCUCCAUCAAUCUAUUUUUCCCUCUUCCCAAAACUUGAGAUCUUCUCAAUCCUACCCAUUGCCACCCCAGUCCACAUCCACUAAUUACCUAACAAUAAUUCCACCUCAAACACCUUUCCCUCAACAAAUGACAGAACUCCGCCCAGUUGCUUCCUUAUCUUCAUCAGAUUUUUCCAUUGUUAAUAUAAAGUCUCCAAACGAUGGUACAAGCCAAGAUCAAGAUGAGAGUAUAGAUUUAUUUCCUUAAAAAUAAUACUCAAAGUUUAAGUUUUAUAUUUUUGUAAAUAAUAAUAUUUUUAUUAAAAUUAUAUUUUUGUUAUAAAGAAUAAUGUUUAUAUUUGUGAUAAAUAA
Molecule: messenger RNA, 1061 nt
Organism: Harmonia axyridis
Lineage: Eukaryota; Metazoa; Arthropoda; Insecta; Coleoptera; Coccinellidae
Exons: 2
Coding region: 31-957 (308 amino acids)
Biological process (GO): regulation of transcription by RNA polymerase II
Cellular component (GO): transcription regulator complex; nucleus
Molecular function (GO): DNA binding
Source: RefSeq, a predicted model, not a curated record